UUCGGAAGGUUUGAAUAGCACGGGGAAGAAGAAUUAUAAUUUUAUAAUAAAUAAUAUACAAUGGAAGGGAGUGUAAAUAUAACAUUAAGUCAGUAGUGUAAAAGUGCGGUGUAAAUGUUUGCAACUGUAAUAAACUUGAAGAUGGUGAUUGCUUGUCUGAAGAUAUCCAUAGUUUGACGUUAGUGAAAUGUAUCAACUAACAUUGACAAAAAUGCAUCCGCGGUGGGGAAAAUUCACCCCCUAUUCCGCAGAAUACUAAAGUCAUCAGCGAUGAAGAUGUCUUAAUGUGUGUGCAAAGUAAAUUGGAGAUGCUAAAGAGUCGGGGGCCCAGAUGAGUGGUCUGGCUGGGAAGAGGAUAGAAGAGGGUAGUGAGGAUGUUGGGACAGGCCAGUCCGGCCUGGUGGUAGCAGGCGCAAUGGCCAUCAAAGAGGGCUCUGUGGAGCACAGUGAGAGGCUGGCUAGAGAGGAGGCAGAGACGCUCUGUCAGGGAGGGCAACGUAACGCUCUCUUCCAAGCAAACACCUGUGCCAAGCAACUGUCUGAACGACUGUGUGUCCAGAGCUGCUCCCAGCCGGUGAAGAAGGGAACGCUUCUUCCUGUUAAAAAGUCGUUAAAUUCAGCAGUCAGCCCCUUCUUGAGACCGAACAGCUCUGUCGUCAAUAGCUCGUUGCUAGAGGCAAUACACAAGGUUAUUAAUGGCGACUCUGCGGUGACCACAGAUCAAGCAAACACAGUAGCAGAAGGGCAACAUCUUGGGCUGCACAAGGUAGUUCCGGUGAGAAAUACUCCCGUAUUGUUGCGAAUGCUCCCAACAAACAACGUGUUGGUGAAACAGGAUGGCAGUCACGUGACAUCAACCUCCAAGGACCAUGCCAUGUCCCGAAAUGCUACGUGUGAAUCAGUAAUACCUCACAAUGGCCAUGUUUUGCAGCGAAAACCCAUGUUGGUCAAUGGUCAUGUACCUAACACACCACUAGCUCCAACAUCUGUUGGAAUGAUAUCGGUCAAAGGAAAAGAUAACUGUCCAAAGGCUUCUGCCAACAAGAAAAGCACUGCACCUGAAUUACAAACAAUAUUAGAAUAUGUAAAUUCUAAAUGGUCCCCAAAGCUGCAGAAGAAAGACUUAGUCGUUAAUAAUUCAGUAAUUUGCAAGACUUCGUUAGCCUCGAAAAGCAGACCAAUAUACCACCCUGCAGCUCGUUCAAAUUUCAAGGAGGAUGUGCCAUUGUUGCAGAGACUAGAUUUGUCUAUUGGCGGUGUCUCAUUGCCUAAGCCUGCGAUAGAUGUAGGCAUCAGAAAGACUGAAGUUAAGAAACAGAAUGUUUGUCUGUUGGAUCGCCCAUCUCCAUUUAACAUUGAGGAAAAUUGCAGUAGAAUUACAUCUCGACAAGUUCCAUUUAAAGAUGUUCCACUGUUGCAGAGGACAGACUUAGGUGUUGAUAAUAUCCUUCCUUGCAAGCGACCUGGCAACAUGUCCAGCAAAAAUGGGAGUAAUAAUGUUAUUGAUUGCUCUUCGAUAAAUGACACAGCUGCUGAACACCUAUCUGCACAUCACUCUGCUAUCUUGAAUAGAGAGGCAUUUUUGCAAGGGAAAGAUCAGACUUUUCAUGAUCUGUCAUCCUGUGAGCCAAUGACAAACUCAUACUGCAAAGAAAUGGCAGUUACGGGGAAGAGAGAUGAUCUCUUCAACCAUGUGUCAGAAGAAGAACCAGCAACCAAAAGAAGCAAGAUAAUUGUACCUCAGUUAGAUUCACUAAUGUUGCAGAGGAAAUAUCCGACUUUUAAUGAUGUGUUAAAUGACAGGCCAGUGAUGGCUACUUACAGCAUAAGGGAUUUUGAAGGCGACCAGACAGACCUCACAAACACUCCAGUAAUGCUAGUCGGUAGUGCAAAACAUCAGGAAAGAAUGAACUGUCUUACUCUCCAGAAUAAGAAAUCUUUUUUGCAGAAGAUGAACAGAGUUAAUAAUAUUGAAUCUAUCUGCCAGCCUACGGUGAAUUCAGACAGGAAGAAAGAAGUUUGUAAGAGCAUCAGUAGUCCUUUUCGGUAUACGGAUAUAGAGAAAUCCAUUACUGAAGCCAGUGAUUUACAGAAACCAAUUAGGUCAGUAGGUUCCAAUGCACAAGAGACUUGUCCAUCUGUCAACAAAGCAAUUAGGUCGGGUGAUACUCAUGUACAGCUGGAUCAUUCAUAUGUCAGCAGUGUAGUUAGAUCAUGUGAUACUGAGGUACAUAAGAAUGACCCUCCUGUCAGCACUGUAGGAAUUCCUCAAGUUAUAGUAUGUGUGAACGGAAGGGAAAUAAGGCUGGAGGAGGAGCAUGUGGAUUCUUCAGGUAACACAAUCAGGGAAGAAGCUUCACAUGUGCACAAUCAUUCUCAUCAGUCCCUUGUUGAGGAAUAUUGUAGUUUUGAAACUGAAAGCAGGAAGCAGCAGCAGCAGGCUGCAGUGUCUGUUGACGUGAAUGAUGUCUCCAAAGAGAAGUGCGCUCCCCAAAUAAUAGUUCCUUCAUCCAUGGACAAUAGCGCUGUUGUACAUUAUCCUCAGAGCGACUCAUCGUUAAUAAACAUUCAGGAGAAAGGAGAUAAUGAAGAUAAAAAUUUAAUCCAGGAUAACUGCAACUUCAUUGGUGUGAAUGAUUCAGCUAUCGAAGGAUCUGCUAGGCCACGCUAUUCAAUUUCUGCAACGGAUACCCAAGUAUUAUCAGAAAAUUGUCAAAUCCUCUCAUCUGAUCAACAAUCUGUAUCUGAGGAAAGAAGACAAGAAGUGAAACUUAAUGUUUCUUUCACAGAUUUUACAAAUCCCCACAUUAGCCUACACCAUGAUAAAGCUCACAGUAUCAGUGGUGACUGCUUGAUAACCCAACAGUCUGUGCUCUUAAAUAAUACAGAAAUGGCUUCCGAAGGGACGGAUAGUUUCACAAAUAAGCAGACUAGCCAAGAGUGUGACAUCACGCAGGAGAUGAAUGUGCAUGCAGAAAAUCCUUUCCUGUGGCACGCAAGGGAGGAGACUGUAGACUCAACUUUCGAGCCAUCGCCAGCUAGUGGUCACAGGGAAGCCAUUAUUGAAGGGUCAAGUAGUACUACAGGCCUACAAUCUCCCAACAUGUUUGAGGUAGAUCCAGAUCAGCAAUAUUCAGUUCCUCUUGAAAAUAUGGGGUUAUGGUACAUCAAAGAGGAGAUUGUUGAGAAUGACUUGACUUACUCACCAACUCAAGAAACAGGUAAUAAGGAACAGAUUUUCAAAAAUCAUGAUAGUGACAUGUUAAAACAUGCAGAGAAAGAUUGUAGUAACACGCAUAAAGCUGGUGAACAAAAUUCAGUCUCGCUUGCAAAUACAGUGCUGUGGCAAGUGAAAGAAACUUUGGCAGAGUUUGACUCAUCCAGCCAACUACCACCCUCCCAAGGCAGCAGUCGGAAUAGAGUCUUCGAGGAACAAGUCAUCAACGUGCCGACAAAGAGCGGCUCAGCCGUCACCAACCCGCCUGUCACCAACCCGCCUGUUACAUACCAGUUAACGCCUUCUGUCAAAAGUACCAAUAUAGGUUUGAACGUCAACUAUCAGAGUGUUGGACGCUCCAGUCCCAACCAAUUGCCAAAGCCCACAAUCCACAGGAUAGGGUUUCUUCAGCAGGGAAGAUGUGCCACAUCUCCAAUUCUUCAUCGAGGGUGUGCCACAUCUUCAAAUCUUCAGCGAGGAUGUGCCACAUCUCCAAUUUUUCAUCGAGGGUGUGCCACAUCCUCAAAUCUUCAGCAAGGAUGUGCCACAUCUCCAAUUCUUCAUCGAGGAAGUGCCACAUCUCCAAUUCUUCAGCGAGGUUGUGCCACAUCUCCAUUGCUCCAGCGAGGAUGUGCUACAACUAACAGCACACCCGGAAGAGGCCCAGUUUCUGCAUGCAAUAUCGUUAUCUCGAUGCGUCCCAACUUGCGGCCACACUUGCCAGGUUUGGUUCGCCAGCGCUGCCCCAUGCCCCUGGAAAGGGAGUUUGACGUAGCCGUCUCGCCCACCUUGAGUUCAGAGGUUGUGGUCAAAAGACCUGUUCCAGCGACCGUAGAACUAAUAAAGAGGGUUAAGGAGAAAUUGGGUGAGUCAACUGGUGUAGUAUCAGUGCAUGCGGGUAAUGUGGACAAGCAAGUGUCAAUGCCACAGAACGUCAGCUGUGCCAAGCCCCUUCCUGGUAAGGAGUCUCUGAGCAGCAGGGUCCACUCUGGGUCGGUAACGGAAAGGGCCAGCUUCAGCGAGGGUGCCAGUUCUGUCUGCGACAGUCAAAAGAAGCAAGUCACGAACAUCCCGUCGCUGGCGAGCAAGAGCCGUCCAGACGCAAACUCCGGCUCUGACGUCACGGUUGCUAGCGGACCCUGUCGUGCCGCUCCGCUGGGCUCGGGCUCGUCCCGGCGGCUGGUCGGAGGCCUGUACGCCGACGUGAUCCGGGAGACAAACGUGACCCCGGAGCCCGUGAAGAAAGCUGGGCGGAAGGGCUACUGGAAGUUCAGUGAGUGGCAGCAGUCGGACGAGAGCAAACUCGACAAGCUCAACCACGGCAAAUUCCAGACGUUCUCGCAGUUUCGAGCUCAGCAGGUGACCUCACGGGCACGGGCUGGAUGGAUCACCUGUGCCAGAGCUGUCGAAUCAGCGUCCCCCCCCCGCGGCCGCGAGCCUGCCUGCGCCGCCGCCGACGCGAGCUCGGCAGGGGCGUGGCCCGUGCAGUGUCGCGGGCCCCAGCAGCCGAGCAGACCCGCCAGGAUACUGCCGGACAAGCUGCAGACCGACUGCAAGGAAGAGGUGCAGGGGCGGUGGGAACGCUUGAAGCGGAGGGGACGGCCCAAGAAGAGGCACACCUUCGACCACCCGACUCAUCCGGACGACAGGCCGAGCGAGACCAUGAUGGACCUGAUGUACAGCAACCCUCCGUCGAACCCCAUGAGGAAGGACUCAGCUGCUGCAAAGGAGCCGAUGAUCUUUGGGGAUGACGAGUGGGACGAAGACGAAGACGAGGACCAGGUCACGGAUGAAGCCGUGCCCGCGCCGCAGGUCACGCUCGACAAGGACGGGGGUCUGGUCAUCGACGAGCGGAGCCUGUUUGUGGACGUGGAGGAGGUGGCGAGGCGGAGAGCGCGGCGUGGCAGGAAGAAGGCCGAGGACAGUCUAGCGGCGGCCAUCUGCAGCGAGCAGCCACAGCCUCGGCACAGGCGCAGCAAGAUGUGGAGGACUGAGGAGACGCUGAGGUUCUACCGCGCCCUGAACGCGGUGGGCACGGACUUCAUGAUGAUGGAGUCGCUGUUCCUGGAUCGCACCAGGCGGGAGCUCAAGAAGAAGUUCAUGCGGGAAGACAAGAUCAACCGGGAGCUGAUUGACCGCACGCUGCUGAACCCUGGCGUGGUCAGCACCACCGACUUGGAGCGAGAGCUCGGAGAAGAAAGACUGAAGAAGAUGAGGGAAGAGGAGCAGAUGCUGGAGAAGGCGCGGCUGAAGAAAGAACGGAAGGAGCGCAGGAUGACCAAGAACAAUCAGAAGCUACUGGCGGAGAGGAAAGAAAAGCUUCUGAACAACAAAAUACUCUUCAGAAAUAAACGAAAUUACAAGAGGACGCGGCGGAAAGAGCGGUCGCCGCCGCCGCCACGCAAGGUGCUGCCCCCGAGGAAGGCUGCGAUGAAGCAGCGGCGGGGGGAGCAGCCGGAGGGGGGCGAGGACCUCUGCCGGCUGCUGGAGGAGUCCAUCAGCCGGGAGCUGGCCGGCGAGAGCACGCCCCAGGCCGCGGUCACGCAGGUCACCACCACCCCGGGCGCCCUGCUGGUGCUGUCCGCCCCCUCCGCCACCGGCCGGGUCUACAAGGUGUUCAUGGUGGACUGAGGAGCCCGCCCCGACGCCCCCCUCCCGGGAAGCGACGCAGUGCUGUGAUACAUCGUUAGUCGUUACUGUUACGUUCGCGCUGGUUCCGGUUUCGUGAAUCUCCAGACUUGACAAUGGUUUUGCAUCAUACUGAACAUAGAUCAUUGCUGUAAAUUUUUUGUUAGUUUUUUUUGUUCGUUUAAAAGCAUGUGUGUGUUCGUUUUUUUUACUGCCACAAAUUAAAUGAUUAUUUUGAAAUACUCAGCAGUUGUCAAAUGUUUGGAAUUUUCCUGAAGAUUUCAAUGGUUAAUAUGAAUGGUGUCUACAGGUCUUGAGAAGCAAUGCAAUUGAAGGACUAUUCACAAAGAUCUUGAAAAAGUUUGCAAAUAAACAGAAACAGUGCGGUAA
Messenger RNA from Bacillus rossius redtenbacheri, 6235 nucleotides. RefSeq names its product trichohyalin-like. Gene Ontology annotation, cellular component: transcription factor TFIIIB complex. The record is from RefSeq and is a predicted model, not a curated record. Gene Ontology annotation, molecular function: TFIIIC-class transcription factor complex binding. The transcript has 11 exons. NCBI's taxonomy places the organism in Eukaryota, Metazoa, Arthropoda, Insecta, Phasmatodea, Bacillidae. Gene Ontology annotation, biological process: RNA polymerase III preinitiation complex assembly. The coding region runs from base 332 to 5848 and encodes 1838 amino acids.